Molecule: messenger RNA, 1229 nt
Organism: Marchantia polymorpha subsp. ruderalis
Lineage: Eukaryota; Viridiplantae; Streptophyta; Marchantiopsida; Marchantiales; Marchantiaceae
Source: the annotation of a GenBank genome assembly
CCCAGACCGUUGAUAUGGAGCGUGGCUGGGGAUUCGAAUGAGGAGGAGGUCGCGUGACGAGAGCUCGAGUGCCAGCUCGGUCGGUCGGGUGGGUUCGGAAGGGAAGUCCUCGUUCUGCCCGAUUCCGCGACGGGCCUCGGAGAGUACAUGAGCAUGGGAAGGGGUCGAUCCCAGGGCGCAAAUUGGGACACAGACGAAAGGGCAAUUCAUACGCAAAGGUCGCGCAUGAUGUACAACAUUCGUCCCAAGUACUCGGGCAUGCCUCGACGAAUCAACUCGGAAAAUUCUUGCUCUGGACCUCCUUCUCCUCCUUCUACGUCUUCGGCUGCGUCUUCGGUUGACACUCGGUCGAGUUUCCUGGAUGUGGGCCAGGAGUUCGUCGGUACCUAUUACGAUGGACUCCCCGUCGGUGCGUGGAGUGUCAAGCUCUACAUACGAGGAAGUGAUGUAUUAGGGUUUAGGGUGCAUUUUUUUUAUGCAAGUUCCAAGUUUACGGGCCACUUGAUGUGGAAGAAGGUAUAAUUUUGAACAUUAAAAUUGUACCUUCUUCCGGAGCAAGUGGAACUUGCAUAAAGUACAGUGGAACCACCUUCCUAAAUCUCAAGCCUUCCUGGAGAAGGUGGAAUCGAGCAGAGGCUUGCUUCCGGAUACCGCAAGCGAUGAAUGUACAUAUAUGAGAUGGAAGGAUUAUUUCAACCCUCAACUUCUCCCACCCACUAAUCCAGGUUACAUUUCGUGUGUUUUCGAAGAUGCGACGGUAAGAUACACUGAAGGUAUCAAGAUCGCUUUCUCUCAUAAAGGGUCCAUAAUUUUGUGCUGCGACCCACACCAAAUUAUGUGCCCUUGUUGAGUUAAAACGGUCUUCAUGUAUUGUGUGUAUGUUACCGUCUCAUCUUGGCAUAGUUUGGUGUUGCGAGCCACAGUUGAUGGUCAUAGAGGGUAGACCGAGUCCAGGAUUGUGAAGAAGAUGUUUGGAAGCAAGUUUCUAUUUGUGGUUUGGCAUCCCAAACUGUUGAUCACAUGAGCUCGCAGAGGAAAAAUGGAAACUACGGCAUUUGGUCAAAGAGGGUCAGAGGAGAUCCAUAGAUUUUUACUUACUUUGGCUCGUUAUCUCAACUAUCUUCUUUGCAUGAUAGUUUGUGUGAUGUCGCUGGCAGUUGUCAGCGAUCUCCCACAGCUCGCCCUAGUUGAAGUUAAUGAUUAGACCUAAUUAUGAUAACAAGUGAGCA